AUGCAGAGCAUUUUUACGCGCGUUUGCAGAGAACCCUUGCAUUUUACACGCAAACAAUUAUCAAACUAUAAUGUACAUAUACGUCCUGCAGUACCCGCUAUUUCCACGCUAAUAAGAAGUCACUCGUCAGUAAAGUCGCCGGCUGAAUUUGGUACUGUAAAAGUUAGAAAUGAAGAUACAGACUUAAAUAAGUCCGGCUCGGCAUACUAUUUCCCAUCAACCAAAACAAGCGUAACUUUGCCACAUAAUCGGGCUGAUGUUUUGUCUAGUACCAGUCCUGCAGCCAUGAUACUGGCGAAUUCGGCUCUGGUAGUGACAAGGCAAUUAGAAAUGCUAAACGUAUUCUUGGGGUUUGAACAAGCAAAUAAAUAUGCCAUUCUUGAUCCAAGCGGUCAUAAUGUUGGAUACAUAGCAGAGCAACAAACCUCAUUCACGUCUUUACUUCUCAGACAAGCAUUUAGAACGCAUCGCAGCUUUACAGCCGUUGUAAUGGAUGUAAACGGAAAUGUGACCUUGAAGCUGUGGCGACCGUUUGCAUGGAUAAACUCGCGUUUAUUUGUCAGUACGGCGGAAGAUGAACCAAUAGGAGAGGUUCAACAGCAGUGGCAUUUCUGGCGAAGACGCUACAAUCUAUUUGUCAAACAACGACAAUUUGCCAAGAUAGAUGGCGGCUUUUGGACUUGGAACUUUACGUUAGAAAAUGAGCGAGGCGGAGUGUUGGGAAAGGUUGAUCGAAACUUUAGAGGAUUUGGCCGAGAGAUCUUCACAGAUACGGGACAAUAUGUUAUUAGGAUGGAUGCAACUGAAGGACAAGUCAGGGAGAUGACACUCGAUGAGAGGGCGGUAACAUUGGCUGCUGCUGUUUCUAUCGACUUUGACUACUUCUCUCGACAUUCGUCGCAUGGGGCAAUAUUCCCAAUGGAGUUCUUUAGUCAAGAGGAUGAACUUCAAGAGGAUUCUGCGGAAACUGAAAAUCGGCAUGAAGAUCAAGUCGAGGAACUAGAUGAAUCUAACGAGACUAAUAGCUGGUUUGGGACAUGGGAUGAUGGCGGUGACGAUUAA
Molecule: messenger RNA, 1062 nt
Organism: Paraglomus occultum
Lineage: Eukaryota; Fungi; Glomeromycota; Glomeromycetes; Paraglomerales; Paraglomeraceae
Source: the annotation of a GenBank genome assembly